CCAUUUUGAAUAGAGUAAAUGGUUUUCGGGGCAGCUGGGGCUUUGACAUCUGUCACAUUGCAGAACUCGAAAGUAGAUCGUGCUUUAAGAUAGUGCCUGCAUUCUUUGAAGAUAUUCUUGCAGCGGCUCUCUUAAACAUCGGUCGGAAAUUCCCCAUCUAAAACAUGGGAAUGAGAAGUCUCAAGCUUCUUCGCCCUCGUGUCCAGGCUGCCCGAUGUUGUGCGUCGCUCUUUUGGGAAAAGGAUGGUUUUUGGGCUGGUUCGCUGGUGGUGCUGGCCUGUGCUGGCCGCAGCUCCCCCGCCGGAGUGUGCGCAGGAAGGCUCGGGGCUGUGUGAAGCUGAGCGUGGUGGGGGUAGCAUCGGUGGUGCAUAAAUUGCUGCCUGCUUUCAAGAACUUUAAUCAUUCAUCUGAAAUUCGCUUGUAACAAACAUCUACAUCCUCUGAUGCCACGGGGACAUGUAGAAGUAAUGAGCGCUGGGAACUAGUUGGAUAAGCAGCUGCCCAAACCUGGUUCGUUUUUGUUACCUUGUUUCCACUCUUCCUCCCCUGUUUUGUUUGUGUGUAUUUUUUUAGUCUGACUCAUCUGGGAGGGGCAUUCACACCACCAUACCUCUGAGUAUUUAGAGAAACCUUAACUCAGGCUCUGGGCUCCCUGUGAUGUGAAGACAACUGUGUGAUGCUUGCAGACAUGGAUUUAGGCUGCUCCGUGCUUUCUGUUGAACAGAUUUUUUUGUUAGAUUAGCCUCCUAACUCAGAUGCCUAAAUUAGAUCAAGUGAAUAUGCUUAUCCUUUUAAUUACUAUCCUGAGGGAAUUUAAUUUACUUUUUUUUCUCCUCCAUCUGUACAAAAUCUGGGGUACAGGAUGUAUCCCUGGCUGAGUUGUAGCUGUCACUGUAAUAGAAACCAAGAGGAUGAUGUUCCCGUAGCAGUAAUAAUAACAAACAAUACGGGUACCUAUGGUCUGUUUGUGCUAAUCUUAAAAAUAAUGGGGUUAUCUACUAUAGGUGCUGUUCAAAGCGCCAAAGCUUUAUGGACACUUAUUUUUUUAACCAUUCUUGUAGACAGAAUGAGAUAGAUCAAGGCAAAAGUGAACGUGGGUGAUUUUGAAUGGUGUUUUUGAGAAGGCCUUAUUUAUUGAGAUUCAGGUAUUACAGUGAAUUGUAUCAGAGCAGUACUUACAGCAACGUUUUUUACAGAUAUUUCUGUUGUAGUCUCUAAUGUUGAAAAGUUAAUUAAUUUCAUGCCAUAGGAAAGUAGCAGCUAUGAAAAAUGAAGCUAAGUCUGUAGGUGAUAGUAUUUCCUAGUGAGCUGCUUGUCAGAAGCUGGUGAGGAAAAUGAGGCAGCAUUUGGAAAGUGAAAGGUGAUGUGCAUGCUUUGCUUUGGGUGUUAUCAGAAACCUUCACAGCUUUUGAGAAGAGGCAUCUGUCAGGAAAAUACUGGGGGUUUAGUUCCUGAAGGGCAAUGUAGUCCAGAUUAGUUCACAAAUUGAGACAGAUGUCUCUGGUCUGAGAGAUAAUUUACUUGCAGACUUUUAACUAACAGGUUAUCUACUGUUGCAUCAAAAGAUUUAAUUUGAUCAGCAUGCAAAAUAUGUGAAAAAAGCAUUUAAUGAGAUUUUUCUUUUAAAGGCCAGAGCUGUUCUCUUUGCCUUUUUAAAAACUGGUUCAAAAAUUGGACAUCUUUAUUUGAAAUGUUAAUUUCUAGCCUAUUUUCACUUGAAAGAAAAUACCUCCACUAUCUCAGUUUUUAAAAAGCUUUUAACUGCUUCCAUUCGUUUUUAUUUACCUCAAGUGUAGUUACAGAACAAUAUUGUUUUGAAAGGAUUUCUGGAGAUCAUCUGGUACAACUCCAUGAAAAGCAUGGCCGGAUCGGGUCACUCAGAACCAUGUCUGGUUGUGUUGGGAUUAUCUCUGAGGGUGGAGAUCCCAAAAACUCACUGGACAGCCCUCUCCACUUUGGUACCUACCCUGGCUCAAAGUACAUCCCAUCCCCUUGUCCAGGCUGUCAGUGAAGACAUUAAACAAUACUGGCCAUGAUGUCAGCUCCUGGGGAGCAUCACUAGUUCCAGCCAGAUGGAUUUGGGGCUACUGACCACAGCCCUUGGAGUCUGCUGGUCAGGCAGGUUUUCCACCCAGUUUACAGUCAGCUUUUUCAAACUGUAUUCCACCAGUUUGGGUGUAAGGACACUGUGGGAGACCUUGUUAAAAGCCUUUGUAGUGUCAAAACAAGCUGCUGUGCCCUUGUUCACAGGGCAAAUCAUCUCAAAGAUGGGAUGUGUCAGGUGUGGUUGGUCCUCAAUAGCCACGUGCCAUUUCCCUUCACCUUUUUCUUCUUCAAGCAUCUGUGGGUGGGUCCCAUGAUGAUUUGCUCCAUAAUCUUUCUAGGGACUGAAGUGAGACUUAACUGCCUUCUGUUUGCCUUUUUCCAGUCACCAGGAUCCUUGACCAGUCACCAAGACCCCCAAAAAUAACUGUUUGGUCUUACAGUGACAUUAGCCAGUGUUCCUGGCAGCACUGGGGCUGUGAUUUGUUCCAUAUGUAUGCAAAUACUCUAUUUACAUGUUUUCAAAUUAUUUUGACUUUCAAAAGCUGCUUUCAGUUCAGGGCAAUGUUAAAUCUCUUGGUAAAGCAUACUGGAUGAUGAAUCCUGCCAUGUUUUUAAGUUUUGGGGUGAACCUUGGUGUAGACAGUCGUUCUAUGAAAAUCACGAGAGAAGUAGUUGGCUGACAGAGUUUGAGGUGUUGCUUGGAUUGGAAGGUUCAUUUUAUGUGGCUGAAUGAUUGGGACAGUCAGUAACCCUUCUUAGGCUUUUUUGUCUUAAAUGGUGAUUGGUGAUUAUAAAGAUAGCAAAGAUAGGGUUGUGCUAAUUGGAGAGUCCAUUUUGUGAGGGACUGACCUAUUUCAAGCACUAUCACUAUUUAGGAAAACAACACAAUGUAUUCUUUGAGGUUCAGAGGUUGAGGCUAGAUAUGGGGUGAAAUAGGGUAGUUACUCUAUUCCUCUUACCUUUAAAAACAUAUCACUCCUUAACUUCACCUUUUAGAAUUGCGUUUUUCUUGUGUGCCCUGGUUGGUGAUAGAUGGCACAUCAGACUAUUUGGAGGAAAACAUUCAUGUUAGAGUUCCUAGUUGGAUUUCUGGAAGGGCUAAGCAGCUGUUUUAAGUGAUCCUGAAAUUUUUCAAAUGCUUAGUUGCAAAUAUUGCAGGUAGCUGAAUUCCCUCUGGUAUAGUGUGUCUGACUCCUGAUCAAUAUAGAACUGGGAGAUUUAUGUCUACAUGUAAGUUCGAGUUCCUUCCAGUGACAGACCAAUGUAAGCCAAAAUUUUAAGCCAGCUGUGAGCAGUGAAGCCUUGUUUUCUGUGGCAUUAGCUGUCUGAGUUUGAUCAGAUGUGAGCCUGUGUUAAUUUUUUCUUGUGGUCAGUAUAUUUACAGCUCCUUUCAGCCAUGUGGAUCCUCUGGUGUCUAAUAUAGGUACUCAAACAUACAGCAGUCUUUCUCUCCCUUGAGGGUACUAAAUUUGGUUGUGCCUUUUCUGUCUGGUUGCCUGCUUUUUAUGAACGUUAUAUUCAGUUAAGAUCAUUUCAAAGGACACCAUUCUGUUAAGCUUGGUUCAUUUUGGGUGAUGGGGUUCAUCAAAGUCGUUUACUCAUGUCUCAUACUCUGAGAAAGGCAAGCUAAAAAUUCAGACAUCCUGGUUGCUUGGUUACUAUAAUGCUACUGCUUGCAUUAAUUCACUUGUCUAUCAGGAUGGUGGGUUUUGGGGUUUGUUUUUGGUUUGUGUUUUUUUUUUUUUUUUCCUUAUUCUUAUUCUCAGAUUUAUUUAAGGAUAAGUCUUUAGAAAACAAAUAGAAGACUAUUUCAUGAGGAGUCCUUUGUUCUUCUUAUUUCUACAUAUACAUUGUUUUAUUGCCCUUUGCAAGAUGAUGCAGGGACUGUAGUAACUCAUUUUUCUGGUAUUGUUGUGCCAUUAGCACCAAAUGUUGGAAAGGUGAGGAUUAGGUCACAUAAAAAUUAUAUAGUAAAAAUGGAGCUGGUGAAAUGUCAUUUUUCUUCAAAUUGAGAGUAUUUAGAACUUUUUCAGUCUAGGAACAGAGCCUGGCCACGUUGGUUAAUUGGAUCCAAGAGUUAAAACAAUGGAUUGAACAUUAAUACAUAGGUGAGCGCAGUGUUGUGUAACUCUUAUUUUCAGAGCAACACAUGAAAUUCAAAUGAUGUAAUAUGAUGACAGUAGCAGCACAAAGCAUUGGAAUUACCUAAUAGAGGACAAGUACCUGAGAACUAUUUUUAAACACUUUGGCAGUUACAGAUAGUUGAAAAGGCAUGGUUGAUCCAGAAAAGUCACAGCUUCUUUGGAACAGCGAUUCCGAGAGCAGCCAGUUUGACUCAAAACACUUUGAUACGAGGUGUUGCUGCUUCAGAAGUAGCAGAUAAUAAUUCUGAGCUGGCUCUACUAGUGAAAAUGUUCAAGGCUGAUGCAAGUGGAGCUUGUGAAAUGCUGUGGCAUCAGUCAUGAGCAGUAUCUGCAGUUAGUGAUUCAACAGCAUACACAUGAAGUAAGGGAAGAACAGGAAAUGGGAGUUAACUUUUCUUUGUUUCUAAAAAUAUUACGAUUGGAAUGUGGAAAAAAUUACCUAUUAUGGUUAUACUAAUAAAUGUAUCAAAAAGCAGAGCACAUUUAAGUAAUACUUUGGUCUUAUUUUUCAAAGGUCAAGAAUUUUACUAAUCAAAAGCUAAAACUUUCUAGCUUUUUUUACCACACUCUUAUGACUUCAAGGUAGGACAUGUGUCUUUCUAAUUGAGAUACAUUUGUCCCUUGGGAUUUUACAUGAUAUUGAGAUGUUUGUUUAACAUGGGUGAUAAUUGAUUCCCUAAGAUCAUGAAAUUCAAUUUGGUGGUCAAAACAUUAUUACUGUAUGCUCUAGAGCUCUGUGCUAAAGGUUUAAGAGACCACAUUUCGACUGGAUGGUUUGAAGGACUGUUCUUGAUAAUACGAGCAUGAAUGUGACUUGUGGAUGGGAGUGGGGUCAGAGGCAGGAGUCUUCAGCUGGGGCAGUUGGGAGGUGCUGUGCCACACUGCCUGUGUCCUGGGUCCAGCUCAGAACCAGCGUGCUGGUCCCAGAGUCCCUGUGCUGGGGGGGGAUCUCCAUUACACCCACACUUUUCAGUGUCACUUUGGGAAAUGCAUUUUCACCCAUCCAUUAUCCAACUAAAAUACUCCUACCUAGUUAUUUUGACUGCCAUAUGCUAAUCUUUGCUUCUUCUCCCACGAGGUUUCCCUGUUUUUGAUUCAUCAGAGAUAAACACCAUUUCUCUGCUUUAAAGGAUUCUUGUGGCCUUUCUCCUCUCCGCUUGUCAUCUCAUUCAAUUUUGAGAAGUUAAACCUUAUGGUUUUGUGCACCUGUCCAGCUUGAAAGCAGACACUUAAACGGUAAAUCCAGUCUCACUAAAUGUUUUACUUUCAUUAGUCUUACAGAUAGACAAAGAUUGUUCUCUGCUGAGCACAGAAGAGUGCUCACGUAUCUUUUGUUUCAUGCUUUGCUAUAGCGGCCCAUUAGAUGUUCUGUAUAUUUUGUUAUCUGUGUCUGAAAGCUGAGCAGCAAGCUAAGCAGCAUCUCUUCUAUCAUAAGAAGAAAAUAAUAUUAAAAUAAUAUUAAGAAUUCUUCUGUUAGCUUUUUUUUUUCUCUGCUAGCAUUUUGCUUGUGCUUCUGAUGGAAGGACAGGAGUGGGCUCAAAAUUUUCCUCUAGGGUGGCAAGAUUUUAAAUUAAUAAACUUAAAAGUAAUAUGCACUCAUGCUGCCAGUCAUGGUUGCAGUAAGAAAACAGUGAAAAGAAGACAACUCAUCAAAUACUUUCGUCUUGCCCAAGUCCACAUUGACAUAAAUUAGGAGUUACAGUGUGAAAGGGGAGAACUGCAAGUUUUAAGAUGUGUGGACCUCACCAAACAGCAUUUAAGGGUGCUUGCACAAAAUUUGCAAAUGAUUACAUGUGAGAAUUGAUGUGUUUUAAAACAGAAUCUAAAAAAAAGGCAUAUGGAGUGUGGAGUCAUGUGAAUUGGAAAGUAGGAAGCAUUAAAAAACCCAAAAAACCACAAGGGUAUUUUAAGUUACCACCCUCGAGGAGCAAGCGUAUCUCACUCAGCUCUCUGGAAAGGUUACAAUAUGCAGCCUAGAGUUGCUUCUUGAAUAUAGAAGCUCAGAGCCUUUCAAAAGAAACCUUAUAAAUAGUCUACCCUCUACUUCUUGGUUUUUUUUUCACUUCCUUUCUAAGCAAGCAGAGGUGGUGAUGUCUGUCUGGGAUCAGAUGGCUGAGGGCUAGCGGCGCGCACUCGGGACCAUGAUGGCUCAGUUUCCCGCAGCCGUGAAUGGAGGGCCAAACAUAUGGGCCAUCACCUCCGAAGAGCGGGCCAAGCAUGACAAGCAGUUCGAUAGCCUUAAACCCACGGGAGGUUUCAUUACAGGUGAUCAAGCACGUACCUUUUUUUUGCAAUCAGGUCUGCCAUCUUCAAUCCUUGCUCAAAUAUGGACGCUCUCAGACCUGAACAAGGAUGGAAAAAUGGAUCAACUGGAGUUCUCUAUAGCUAUGAAACUCAUCAAGCUGAAAUUGCAAGGACAGCACUUGCCUUCCGUUCUCCCUCCUGUCAUGAAACAAACUCCAGUGUUUUCACCACUAAUGUCAGCUCGCUUUGGAAUGGGUAGUAUGCCAAACCUGUCCAUGCCAACAUCUAUGUCUGCGAUCACACCAUUGCCUCCCAUGGCUCUGAGCUCCAUGGCUUCCAUCCCUCCUUUGGUUAUCUCUGCUCCCCUGGUGCCUUCUGUCAGUACCUCCUCGCUGCCAAAUGGAACAUCCAGCCUCCUGCAGCCUUUGUCCGUUCCUUUCUCCUCAACUCUGCCUCAUACUGGUUCUUUAGGCCCCAUGGCAGGAGGAUUUGGUGGUUCCAGUAUGCAGAAGGCACAGUCACUAAUUGAUUUAGGAUCUAGCAGUUCAAAUUCUUCCUCUAGUGCAUCACUAACUGGGAAUUCACCAAAGAUUACAUCCUCAGACUGGGCAGUUCCUCAGGCCUCCAGAUUAAAAUACAGACAGAAAUUUAACAGUCUUGAUAAAAGCAUGAGUGGAUAUUUAUCAGGAUUUCAAGCAAGGAAUGCCCUUCUGCAAUCAAAUCUUUCACAGACUCAGCUGGCUACUAUUUGGUCCCUGGCUGAUAUAGAUGGAGAUGGGCAGCUGAAGGCUGAUGAGUUUGUGUUGGCCAUGCACCUCACAGACAUGGCCAAAGCUGGACAGCCACUGCCCCUGACUCUGCCCCUUGAGCUGGUGCCACCUUCUUUCAGGAGUGGAAAAUAUACUGAAAAUAUAAAUGGAACUCUGCCAUCUUAUCAACCUGUGCAAGAGGAGGAGCCGCAGAAAAAACAACCAGUGACAUUUGAGGACAAAAGGAAAGCCAACUAUGAGAGGGGAAAUAUGGAGCUGGAAAAACGCCGACAGGUCCUGCUGGAGCAGCAACAGAGAGAGGCUGAAAGAAAGGCUCAGAAGGAACGGGAAGAGCAGGAGCGACGAGAGAGGGAACGCCAGGAGCAGGAACGGAAGAGGCAGCUGGAAAUGGAAAGGCAGCUGGAGAGACAACGAGAGCUGGAAAGACAAAGGGAAGAAGAAAGGAGGAAAGAAAUAGAAAGGCGGGAGGCAGCAAAGCAGGAGCUCGAGCGCCAGCGACGACUGGAAUGGGAGAGAAUCCGUCGCCAAGAGCUUCUUAAUCAGCGUAACAGGGAACAAGAAGAGAUUGUCAAGUUGACCUCUAAAAAGAAGAGCCUUAAUCUUGAAUUAGAAGCCCUGACUGACAAACAUCAGCAGAUCUCAGGCAGGUUGCAGGAUAUUCGUAGCAAAAAGCAAAUGCGAAAAACUGAGCUGGAGGCUUUGGAUAGGAAAUAUGACCAAGGGAUCAUGGAAGUCAAGCAACUACAGCAACAGCUGGAGGAUUAUCAGAAUAAACUAAUCUAUUUGGUUCCUGAAAAGCAGUUGUUAAAUGAAAGGAUAAAAAAUGCUCAGCUUGAAAACACUCAGAGUACAGGAGUCAAUUCAGUGCACAAGAAGUCCCAAGAAAAGGAAGAAUUAUGCCAAAGACUUAAGGAGCAACUAGAUGCCCUUGAGAAAGAAACUGCUUCUAAACUUGCUGAAAUGGAUGAGUUUAACAGUCAGCUUAAGUGUGAGAAUAUGGAUGAUUCUGUUCUUCAGUGCCUUUUGUCUCUGCUAAGCUGUCUCAACAACCUCUUCCUCUUACUUAAGGACCUGAGGGAAAGUUACAGCACACAGCAAUUAGCCUUGGAGCAGCUCCACAGGAUCAAACAGGACAAAAUCAGAGAGGUACAAAAAAGAAGAGCUGAGCUGGCACAGAAGAAGCGACUGGAAGAUGAGGCUGCAAGGAAGGCAAAACGGGAGAAGGAGAACCGAUGGCAGGAAAACAUCCGCAGGGAAGAGGAAGAGAAAAAGAAGAGAUUGGAGGAAGAACGAAUGCAGGAAAAAGUCCAAGAAAAACUGAAAGCUGAAGAAGCAGCUGCCAUGAUGAGAGAAAGGGAAAACAAACAACAGCUUCUUGUAGAGGAGGAGAAAAAUAGACAAGCCACGAUCUCGAGGGAGGUGGAACAACAAAGGCAGAGACAACUGGAAGAAGAUAAAAGAAAGCAAGAACAAAUAGCAAAAGAAGCUGAGGAGAGGCGCAAGCAGAACGAGGAGAUAAAAAAGAUAAAAGAAGCAACCAACUCUCAGGAGGUGGAGAAACACACUUCUAAAAUAAACAUAAAUGAAAAGUUUGCAGAUCUCUUGAAGCCAACAGAGGGGAAAAGUCUUAAGCCGCCCUGGAAAAAUGAAGGCAAGGCAGCUGGUGCUGCAGAGUCGAGGAAUUCCAUUGCCUUGGUAAAUUACAGAGCUUUGUAUCCAUUUGAGGCAAGGAACCACGAUGAGAUGAGCUUUAAUACUGGAGAUAUAAUUCAGGUUGAUGAAAAAACUGUGGGAGAGCCUGGUUGGCUUUAUGGGAGUUUUCAAGGACAUUUUGGUUGGUUUCCGUGCAAUUAUGUAGAAAAAAUACCAGAAGGAGAAAAAGCUUUAUCUCCUAAGAAAGCCUUACUUCCUCCUACAGUAUCUUUAUCUACUACCUCAGCUGCUUCAGAACCACUUUCACCAAGUAAAUCUGUAGAAGAAUCUGAUUACCAAAACAUCCCCUUUUCCAGUCUGAAUGUUAACACAGCCUGGCAGCAGAAAUCAGCUUUUACUCGUACUGUGUCCCCUGGAUCUGUUUCACCCAUUCAUGGACAGGGGCAGCCUGUAGAGAACCUAAAAGCACAAGCACUUUGUUCUUGGACUGCAAAAAAAGAUAACCACUUGAAUUUUUCAAAGAAUGACAUCAUUACUGUCCUGGAGCAGCAGGAGAACUGGUGGUUUGGAGAGGUACAUGGAGGAAGGGGUUGGUUUCCAAAGUCCUAUGUCAAGCUCUUACCUGGGAGUGAAGCCAAGAAAGAGGAACCAGAAGCUAUUUAUGCAGCUGUAAACAAAAGGCCUUAUACCCAGAGUUACACAGCAGGAGAGGAGUACGUUGCCCUCUAUCCGUACUCGAGCUCUGAGCCCGGUGACCUGACGUUCAUGGAAGGUGAGGAGAUCCUGGUGACCCAGAAGGAAGGGGAGUGGUGGACCGGGAGCAUCAAGAACAGAACUGGAAUCUUCCCCUCCAAUUACGUCAGACCAAAAGAUCCAGACGCUUCUAGCUAUGCUGGCAAAACUGGAACAAUAAAUAAGAAACCCGAAAUCGCUCAGGUUACUACUGCCUAUGCUGCAUCAGGAACUGAACAGCUCAGUCUUGCUCCAGGACAGCUGAUACUUAUUCUGAAGAAAAAUGCCAGUGGAUGGUGGCAAGGAGAGUUGCAGGCAAGAGGGAAAAAGAGACAGAAGGGAUGGUUCCCUGCCAGCCAUGUGAAGCUGCUGGGUCCAAGCAGUGAAAGAACCACAUCAGCUGCUCCCUCAGUGUGCCAGGUAAUAGCCAUGUAUGAUUACACGGCCAACAAUGAGGAUGAGCUCAGUUUCUCCAAGGGGCAGCUGAUUAAUGUGCUGAACAAAGAUGAUGCUGACUGGUGGCAAGGAGAAAUCAAUGGUGUGACAGGUCUCUUCCCCUCAAACUACGUGAAGAUGACCACAGAUUCCGAUCCAAGUCAGCAGUGGUGUGCUGAUCUCCAGAGCCUUGACACCAUGCAGCCCAUGGAAAGGAAAAGGCAGGGCUACAUUCACGAGCUCAUUCAGACAGAAGAAAGGUACAUGGACGAUCUGCAGCUCGUCGUAGAGGUUUUCCAAAAACCAAUGGCUGAUUCAGGCUGUCUCACAGAAGGAGAAAUGGGACUGAUCUUUGUUAACUGGAAGGAACUCAUCAUGUCAAAUACAAAGUUACUGAAAGCCUUGCGGGUGCGUAAGAAAACCGGAGGUGAGAAGAUGCCGGUGCAGAUGAUCGGGGACAUCCUGGCAGCAGAGCUGUCCCACAUGCAGGCCUACAUUCGGUUCUGCAGCUGCCAGCUCAACGGAGCGGCCCUGCUGCAGCAGAAAACUGACGAAGAUGCUGAUUUCAAAGACUACUUGAAGAAACUUGCCCUGGACCCUCGCUGCAAAGGAAUGCCCCUCUCCAGCUUCCUCCUGAAACCCAUGCAAAGGAUAACGCGCUACCCCCUGCUCAUAAAGAGUAUUCUAGAGAACACUGCAGAGAACCACCCGGAUCACAGUAACCUGCGGCUCGCCCUGGAGCGUGCGGAGGAGUUGUGCUCCCAGGUGAACGAGGGCGUGCGUGAGAAGGAGAACUCGGACAGGCUGGAAUGGAUCCAGGCCCACGUCCAGUGUGAGGGCCUUGCUGAGCAACCUGUGUUCAACUCCCUCACAAACUGCUUGGGACCACGGAAGCUCCUGCACAGUGGGAAGCUGUACAAGGCCAAAAGCAGUAAGGAGCUGUAUGGAUUCCUUUUCAAUGACUUUCUGCUGCUCACCUACAUGGUUAAACAGUUUGUGUCUUCCGGAUCCGAUAAACUGUUCAGCCCCAAAUCCAACUCCCAGUUCAAAAUGUACAAAAUGCCGGUUUUCCUUAAUGAAGUCCUCGUGAAGCUGCCCACAGACCCUUCAAGUGAUGAGCCAGUUUUUCACAUAUCACACAUUGACAGAGUUUACACACUUAAAACUGACAACAUUAACGAGCGGACUGCCUGGGUCCAGAAAAUCAAAGCGGCAUCAGAGCAAUACAUUGAAACGGAGAAGAGGAAACGUGAAAAGGCUUAUCAAGCUCGUUCACAGAAGACCGCAGGAAUAGGACGCUUGAUGGUGCACGUGAUUGAAGCAACGGAACUUAAGGCCUGUAAGCCCAAUGGGAAGAGCAACCCAUACUGUGAGAUCAGCAUGGGCUCACAGAGCUACACUACCAGGACCCUGCAGGACACCCUGAACCCCAAGUGGAACUUCAACUGCCAGUUCUUCAUCAAGGAUCUGUAUCAGGAUGUCCUGUGCAUCACCAUGUUUGACAGGGAUCAGUUCUCACCUGAUGAUUUUUUGGGUCGCACUGAAGUUCCGGUAGCAAAAAUCAGAACAGAACAAGAGAGCAAAGGCCCCACAACUAAACACUUACUGCUGCAUGAAGUUCCAACAGGAGAGGUGUGGGUGCGCUUUGACCUGCAGCUCUUUGAUCAGAAAACACUCCUCUAAGAAUGCUUUUUUUUAAUUUAUGAAGGACAACUGAAGCUAACAGCCUAAACAUCUUUUGGUAAAAGAUUCCUUGUCCCAUGCUGGUUAUUAAGCAAGAAUUCCUGCUGCUUCUGUAUUUCCUCUUAGUUCCUGGUUGUGCUUAGUUCCUUGCAUUGUUCCCAGUUGUUGUUGAUCUAUGCAAACACAAAUGUUACUGUAAAUACAGUACUGUAGCUCAGUGCCUUUUUAUUGUUUUGGAAUAUCUUGGGUUUGGAUGCCAAUGUUUCCAUUUUCAGGGCCAUAAAAAGUAUUAUGUAGAAAUGUGGCACCAAGCUGCUUGUAUAUUUUACCACUUAGUCUGACAGACAGACUGAGGAAUGGUUUAAGCUCAGCACUAGAAUCAUUCCAUUUGAAAUCUUAAAAGUGAUAUCCACUGGAAUUUUCCCAUCUCAGGAUGAUCGUUUUAACGGUUAAAUGCUGAAGAAGCCUUAGCACUGGAGAAGUCUCCAAUAUAUUGUAUAUUCUUUUAAGAAUCAAGCAUAGUUCUUUACUUGACUUUAGUUCUGCACUGGAAUCAGUAACUGCUACUUGAUUUUUCUUUCUGCUUCAGUUUGAUUUAUCGUUCUCUGCUGAGACAAUGUGGUUGUGAAGAAUAACUAGAAAAAAUAUUUUAAAUACUGUGACCCACAACAAUGUGGCAAAAUACUCUUCAGCUCUUUGGUUUUUUUCCUAAGUAUAAGUUAUUUGUGUACAUUUCCUUGGUCUUGCAGACCUCCAUGUGAAUCUUGAAGCUUUGACAUUGCCAACAUGUAUAUAGAGAGUAAAAUAUAAGUUUAUUAAUUUGUCUACAGAUGUUUAUUGAUGCAUAGUGAUUUUAAAAAAGUAUAUUUUAUUGUACAGGGGAAUGUGAAAUAAUGAGAAAAACUUAUAGGAUUUGUUCAAGGAAAGUGUAUCACAAGUUUAAAAGGUUUGCUCUGGGGAACUGUCACCCCAAUAUAAACUGUAAAAUGAACUGGUGAAAUGAAAGCAAAAACUUUCUCUUGGCACCAAAUCAGGGAUGGUUUAAAAAAAAAGAAAGUUUGUUUAUAAAUAUUUGUUACAUUGUAACCAUUCUAUUUCAGCCUUUAAACUGCUUUGUUGCAGAAGCACAGCAAGCAGUUCUGAGCAGCCUGUGCCCUUGUUUUCCACGGGUGCAGAAAUUCCUCCUGAAGUCUGGCAGUUUCCCACCCAGUGGCCAUCUGUGCACCCUCCUAUUACUGAGUCAACCUCUGUUACAUUUAACAGUUUUCUGUGGUUCAAUAUUUCUAAUCGUAAAUAAAACUCAGCUCUUGGCAACUCUUGA
Motacilla alba alba is the source of this 13028-nucleotide messenger RNA. It is a transcript of the gene ITSN2, whose product is annotated as intersectin 2. Gene Ontology annotation, molecular function: molecular adaptor activity; guanyl-nucleotide exchange factor activity; calcium ion binding. Gene Ontology annotation, biological process: clathrin-dependent synaptic vesicle endocytosis; positive regulation of Rho protein signal transduction; endosomal transport. NCBI's taxonomy places the organism in Eukaryota, Metazoa, Chordata, Aves, Passeriformes, Motacillidae. Gene Ontology annotation, cellular component: plasma membrane; clathrin-coated pit; presynaptic membrane. The transcript has 40 exons. The coding region runs from base 6332 to 11707 and encodes 1791 amino acids. The record is from RefSeq and is a predicted model, not a curated record.